AUGGAUGGGACUGCCCCCGCCCAGUCGCACAUCCUCGGGCACCCCUCGACCCCUCGAGCCCCCCGCUCGCCUCCUCCGCGGCCCCUCGCCCCGCCCAUCGGCCGCAGCCGCCACUGCGCCGGCUCCCGGACCGACCCAGGCCAGGGCAUCGCCCUCAGCCAGCGCGACCCCCACGGCGCCCUAGGACACCCGCGGCCGCCUCGCCUCGGGAACCAGGUUCGGACGCCCAGCCCCGCCUUCGCCGUGCACAUUGGCAGCCGCCGCCGGGCCUGCCACGCCCAUUGGCUCACGCAAACGUCCGUCCUGGGCGCUAACACCGCCCCCUUCCUGCUUGGUUUGUGUAGCCGCAUCCUGAGCAUGGUGAAUGCAGAUGACGUCAAUGCCAUCAUCCUGGCCCAGAAGAAUAUCCGCCUUCAGCAGAUGAGUGAGCGCUUCCUACACCACACGAGAACUCUGGUAGAGAUGAAACGGGAUUUGGACAGCAUCUUCCGCCGAAUCAGGACACUGAAAGGGAAACUGGCCAGGCAACACCCGGAGGCCUUCAGCCACAUCCCAGAGGCAUCCCUCCUGGAGGAUGAGGAUGAAGACCCCAUCCUGCCCAGCACCACAACUACCAUUGCCACCUCGGAACAGAGCACGGGCUCCUGUGAUACCAGUCCUGACACUGUCUCACCCUCCCUCAGCCCUGGCUUUGAGGACCUCUCCCAUGUUCGGCCCAGUUCCCCUGCUGUCAAUGGCCGCAGCCAGACAGAUGAUGAGGAAAUGCUGGGCGAGUAGCCUUGCUGUCUGGUGCCUCAGGUGGUCUCAGAACAGUGGCAGCUCUCCGAAGGUGUCUGAGUGGCCUCAUGAUCAUCAGCUUUGCCACCCUGUUCUGUCAUUUAGGGCUCUGAGGAGGACAGGGCUUCCUCCCAAGGAGUGUAGAAUUCCUGAAGGUCUUUAAUUCCUGCUCCUUCCUCCCUGCUGCAGACCCCUCUGCUAUGCCAGGGCAUGCCCAUCCCAGCUGGGCACAAGGGAACUUUUCCAGAGCUGGGCCUGAGUUCUGUUCUAAAUAAUAAUACAGAGGUUCCCAGAGACGAGAGCCACACGUCUUCUACCUUCUGGUCAGGACCU
Otolemur garnettii (small-eared galago) is the source of this 1110-nucleotide messenger RNA. RefSeq names its product KxDL motif containing 1 (gene KXD1). Gene Ontology annotation, cellular component: BORC complex. Lineage: Eukaryota; Metazoa; Chordata; Mammalia; Primates; Galagidae. The record is from RefSeq and is a predicted model, not a curated record. The transcript has 7 exons. Gene Ontology annotation, biological process: lysosome localization. Bases 1 to 777 code for a protein of 258 amino acids.